Molecule: messenger RNA, 1313 nt
Organism: Ostrinia nubilalis (European corn borer)
Lineage: Eukaryota; Metazoa; Arthropoda; Insecta; Lepidoptera; Crambidae
Exons: 2
Coding region: 73-1281 (402 amino acids)
Source: RefSeq, a predicted model, not a curated record
CAACAUGACGCGCUGCUGGCAUCAUCUUUUCGAAGUUUUAUUUUGUAGAGUUUUACCAAAAACCCGUGAACCAUGUCUAGAGGCACUGCCUUCGUGGUCGGCUACUCCGUGGUGCUGCUAGGGCUGUUUGGGCUGUGCUGUUACCUCAUGAGCACAGUGAACCCCAAGCCUCUCGACGAACUGAAUACCACGGAUGAACGACCACACGAUAGGAGAGGAUACGAUAUGAUACCAUAUCCCGAUGACAAAGAUAUCUUCAGGACCGAUGAUGAAGACCAUUUGGGGUAUGGUUUGGACAAAGCAAAAGGUAACAAGGCGCUCAAAGUAGAUCAAAGCGUCUCGCACUUAAUUCCCUUGUACAGGCAUUUGCUUCGAAAAGGAGCAUUCGUUAACAGCUCUUUGGUGCAAGAUGUCGUGCCACCCAUAAUUCCCUCCAUGCAAAGAACCUCCACCACUACACAAAGGUCAGUUGUCAUUAGAAAACCAAAAACUAACACUACAAAUCCAAUAGCAGUAAAAUAUCCUCCAGUCAAAGGCUUGCGAAGGUCCGUCAACGCAAUAGAAACCAAUUCGAUCAAAGAUGAAGAAAGUUCUGGAGUUAUACUUAAAAUCAUAGAUGAUAGUGGGCGCCCAAGAAUCGAGAUUAAGUUGGGACCAAAUGGCUCCUUUGAAGGAAACAAAUUAAGAUAUCAUCGAAGCUCAGAGAAUGAAACAAAAAGUGAUGUUCAUGAUAGUAAUGUUACUUCCCAUGCUGAUGAGUAUGAUGAGUCGAAUAAUAAAAAUACUAUCAUAAAAAUAUUGCCGAAUAACACAAUGGUCUUUGAAAAAGUUGACCACUCUCUGGUUUCAUUCAAUGUAGUCAAAGAGAGACCUUUGGGUACUGAAGAUUACAAUGUUAAAAACAAUAGUUUAUCCCACGAUGGGGAUAACAGUAAUUCUUCUCACUCAAAUAAAGUUAAUUUUGAAGAAAUAAUUCUCUUGGUGAAGGCCGAGACUCCUAAAAAGUACGCGUCUAAUGUUCCUCUAAUGAACGAAACAGGAAUUUAUACAUUAAAAAUGUUGAUUGACAAUGAAACAAAAUCUAUACAUAACGUAGUCAAAAAUACUGGAAGUGGAAAUGAUACCUUCAAGAAUGAAAGCCUACUUUUAUUUGAUGAAAAGAAAAAUGUAUCGAAUUUCAAAAACACAAAAAGUAAUGAAAGAAAUUGGCAUAAUGUUUCAAAAGCGGUAAAACUCACAAACCUGGCCGAAAGCAACGAGAAGAACUUGCAAGUUUUGUAGAGUAAUUUUUUAUUAAAGUUUUUAUGAAAUCA